Molecule: messenger RNA, 3095 nt
Organism: Scleropages formosus (Asian bonytongue)
Lineage: Eukaryota; Metazoa; Chordata; Actinopteri; Osteoglossiformes; Osteoglossidae
Gene: cisha
Product: cytokine inducible SH2-containing protein a
Exons: 4
Coding region: 779-1525 (248 amino acids)
Biological process (GO): intracellular signal transduction; phosphatidylinositol phosphate biosynthetic process
Cellular component (GO): phosphatidylinositol 3-kinase complex
Molecular function (GO): 1-phosphatidylinositol-3-kinase regulator activity
Source: RefSeq, a predicted model, not a curated record
GUUCAUCGGAAGUUGCUUUGGCAAAAAGCGUCUGCUAAGUGAAUAAAUGUAAAUUUAUCAGGACUUUUAACUCUGCACAACGCAGUCACAGUGUGACCCAGAAAAGUUGUUCAUCUCAUUGUCAAAUCACCUGAGUUCUUUGGAAGCUCCUCUAUAGGGAAGCGUUGUUUGCAUGUGUGGGUGUAAUUUUCCGUGACGUGCAGUUUAAUUUCUAUGUAAUACACAGGGCUGACCUGCUGGCCACUGACAAGUCUCUUCAUUAAAUUUUGUAGGAAUCUGAGAGCAUUUGGUUUGUAGGGUUGUGUCUACCUAAUUGACACACAAUAUAAAUUGUACCGUAUAUGUUUCGUAUUGACUGCUGUGUGGUGUUUUUACUCCGGCAUGCGGACACCUCCCAUGCUGUGUAUAUGGUGUGGGCUGGUAUGUAAGGAGAGAUGUGUGGUUUUUUUUUUUUUUUUUGAGUUUUGAGAUAACUAGAGAAACUAGAUCCCCGCGGAAAGAGCCGAACCCGGUUUCCAGGUAAUUGGAGGGAGGAAGAGGGUGAUCUGGGGCGAAGAGGUCUUCUGGUUUUAGGACAUAAGCAAGGUGGAGGGAGGACCGCUGAGCUUCACUUGUGAUCAUCGGUGAGCGACAGAGGCAGAAUGUGGAGCAGCAGUUCGGUGGAGUACACGUUUGUGGGUGGGCACAAUCUUUGUACUCUGGAUAUGUAGACUCAGCUGGGCGCAGGUGUUUUCGCCGAGUCCUCGAUGUUAUGGAUGGCGAUGGUUAAUCCGGUCCGAUGAGGGUUGUUCUGCGGAGGCGGAGGAAACCUGUCGUUAUUUCCGUUAUAGCAGAAAAAGGCCUUUCUUUGUUUGGACGUGGAACUGGCCACAGAGCUCUUCUUCCGGCUCCCGGGACGGAAGCGGCUGCCAUCGGCGCACGGUCAGACCCGCAUCACGGGUUCCCCUCCCCUGCAUCUCUGCACUGUGCACACAGCAGCCCCCCGCUGUGGGACCCCACGAAGGACCUGCUCUCCAUCGCUCAGACGUUUCAUUACCUGGAUGUUUCAGGGUGGUACUGGGGGGCUGUGUCGGCCGGCGAGGCCCGCGCCGUGCUGCAGGACACCCAGGAGGGCACCUUCCUGGUGCGGGACAGCAGCCACCCGCUCUACAUGCUGACCCUGUCCGUGAAAACGGGACGCGGCCCCACCAACGUGCGCAUCGAGUACAGCCACGGCCAGUUCCGCCUGGACUCCAGCUCCUUGGCCAAGCCCCGGCUGCUGGCCUUCCCCGACGUGCCUAGCCUGGUGCAGCACUACGUGAAGUCCAACAGGGCGGAGGAGGACACGUCUACCCUGCCGCAGCCCGCGCCCAAGGAGAACGCCCUCCUGCUGAAGCUGGUCCGGCCGCUCCGCCGGCACCCGCCGUGCCCCUCUCUCCAGCACCUCGCCCGCCUUGCCAUCAACCGCCUCACCAUGAGCUCAGAGCAGCUGCCCCUGCCACGCCCACUCUUACAUUACCUGCAGGACUACCCUUUCCAGCUUUGAAGGCUCGCUGCAGUCGGCGUUCACCAUGUACACACACCAUUGCUGUGACCCCGUGGCACUGAUGAUGCUCUGGAACGACUGACCGCUGUCGAAUGGGAACAAUGUGAGGCGGAUACCUGCGCGUAGGGCAGUACCAUCCCGAUACUGUCCGGAACAUUCACGUGGAACAUGUUGCAUUCUGGGAAGUGUAGUCUCGCCCAUAACUGAACGAACAAAGCGCCAUGCUCUUGGGGGCUGGACCGUGGGCGACCUCUUGCUCCCAGUGUGCCAGACCCCUUCGUCUUGAAUGAAUUAUUUUUCAGAUUUUUUUUUUUUUUUUUUUUUCCUUUCAAUUGGUUAGGAUUCAAGUGAUUUUCCAUCCCACCGUGUGGGUGCUUGUAUAUAGUUCUUUAUUUUCUAGUAAAAAUAUAAAAUGAAAUCGAUCAUUUGCUUUCUUCCUCAUUUGCCCAUUCCUGCGUCCAAAUGCAUUAGUGUAGUCUUAUAAUCCGGUGCACGGAGGUGAAACAUAAAUACUGGCGGUAUUGCAACGUGUCUGCAGAUCUGUUUGGCAGAUACUUUUCUCCAGAGUGAAGUACAAUCCAUAGUACGCUGAAUUACCAGCUUUAAUGAUGUCAUAUUUGUUCUGCCUGAAUAAUCAGAGCCAUACAAAAUGAAAAGUACAAAUUGGGUGAUUUAAUAGUUGGGUUAAAUAAAAUGCGUUUCAUGCACCCCCGACUACCCUAUACAAAGCAGGAAAAUACAUGAGUAAACCCACCCACUUCAGAAGACCCACUUUAGAGAAACGCAGUAGCCUCGCCUCUUUCAACUUAUUUUAGUUGAGUUUUGAAGAAUAUUAUGUUAAACGUAAAACAUACAGAAUGGAGAAGUGUUACAGCAUUAAUGCCGAGAGAUGAAGCAGUCAUCUCCUGCCGCGUCCAGUGCUGUGGCACAUCUCAAUCCUUUAGUAUUGAAAUAUAUUUCAACAGUUAACGUGCGAGUUUGUACCGUGCAGUCAGCUGUUGCAAGACAAAAUGCACGAGAAAUGCUGCAGAGAGCCCUGUGGUUUGCCUGCGGUUGCGCGCGGGGCGCUGCAGCUGUACGCCUGGCUGUGUGAGCGGCGCGCGCUGCUAGAGCGCCCUUUCGCUCACUGGUUCACAGGCUAAACACGCAGUUCCCGGAAAGCGCCAGAUACUGGGAGGGACCAUUCCAAGAAAGGCUUCUGUAAUUACCUUCAGCCACACUGCACUCGACUUCCAAGAACCAAACGUUAGAGAGGCUGGGGUGCCAGGCGAAGUCCUAUGGGCGGGCUCUCUCGCUCGCUCUCACACACACACACACACACACACACACACACACACACUCGCACGUACGCACGCACACAGCUGAGAUGGUUAGGAAAUACUCCAGCCCAGAGUUCUUUGGAAAGCUGAGCCUACAUUAAUCGCUGCAGGCGAAACCUAAACAUACCUGCGAGUUUUGUGCAUGACACAAUAAAUGUGAAAAGUGACGUGGGGACCGGGAGGAGGGGGGUGGGAACAAUGUUGUGCUAACAGCCGGAGUACGGCGGUCGAACUCCAGGGAAACGAAGAAA